GGGAUGAAUUAUAAGGGCAAAAUUAAUCAAAUCACAAUAAAGAUUUCAGCGUUGUUGCGAGGAUUAACUUCCCAUUAUUAUAGAUAUCCGACCUUAGAUUUUAUUUCGUUCAGUUCCCAACUCGUCUUUAACAGAACCUCUUUCUGUCGCAGAAGUCGAGUGGCUUCGCAAGCGAAUGAGCUCUCUCCCUCAGCAAAUGCGGCGACCCUGCAAGGAGUCCUGCAAGGAUGAGUGCGUCACUCUCGAUUCCAGCAGCACGUCCGAGGAGUGCCACGAGAAGGCCAAACAGACUAAGGAAAAGCUCAAGCGAGAGAUCGAGAAUUUGAAGGCCGAAGUCGCCUUCUUGAGUUUCUGGUCUCCGGCCGACCGCCACCACCACCACCUCAGCGGUGGCUCUAUGGCCCCGUUCACCGACGUAGUCUUGGUCGCUGCUAAGGACGGUCCCACAGGAGACCCGUCCACUCCGGUGCCGGCUCAUAGGGCUAUUCUGGCUGGCCGGUCUGCAGUAUUUAAAGCACUGCUCGAGAAUGAGACGGAAGAAAGCCGAAAUGGCACCAUCAAGAUAAGUGAUGUGUCAUACGAUGCCCUCCGAUUAUUUGUUGGCUAUCUCUAUGUCGAAACAUGCCUCGAUGAGCAAAUGGCAUGUGAGCUUCUGGUAUUGGCUGAAAAGUAUCAGGUGGAGCGCCUCAAAGCUUAUUGUGAGAAGUUCCUGGUAUCCAAAUUAAAUUGGGACAACUCACUCAUAUGCUAUGCCUUUGCGCACCAGCAUAAUGCGAACCGUCUGCUUGGGGCUGCCUUGUCCUUAAUCAUGGACAACUUGGAUGGACUCAGAAAUCAUCAAGAAUACUUAGAACUCGUUGAAAAGGAUCCAUGCCUCGUGGUGGAGUUAUAUGAAGCAAUUCUUGCAAAGCAGAAAAAAAAUGCAGCGCCUAAGGAUACUUCUGCGAAACAAUAGUCUUGUCUGGAGAAAGGUACUUCGUAUCCACGAGAAGGGGGCCUUUUUAGUUUUAAUGAUCUUUUUCCUACAGGAAUAGGACAUUCUCAGUUGCAAUAAAGUACCUCGUAUUUUUCCCUUCGCCUUGGGCCAUCUUGCAAUACCUUCUACAGCUUGGCCCGCAGCAGUACCUUGACCAACUCCAGGUCCAAUAGAAGCAAGCCCGACAGCUAACCCAGCAGCAAUAACGGAAGUGGCAGAAAUCAGUGGAGCAUUUUUUUAUUUACUAGUGAAAGCCAUUCUUUAUGUUCGGUACCAUGCAUGUGACUUUCGUUGGUUGAUGUAUGAUAGGGACCAAACUUUGAAAUUUUGCCAUCUGAGCUCAGAGUUUAUUUGUCUCUUUUCUUUAGGUUCUUUUGUUAUUAAAAGAAGUGUUUUAAGCCUGAAAAUCCUGCCUUCUACUUCGUUGAGGAGGCAAUUGUGAUAUAGCGAAGAGAUCCUCUAAUAGACAUGUAGAAGUUAUGUAAGGAAGCAUGAUAUAGGCUGAUGGAAACUUAUUAUCUCGUUGAUGCAAGUGUUUUUCAUUUCAUAGAUCAAA
Messenger RNA from Eucalyptus grandis, 1532 nucleotides. Its product is annotated as BTB/POZ domain-containing protein At4g08455. Gene Ontology annotation, molecular function: ubiquitin protein ligase binding. Gene Ontology annotation, cellular component: cytoplasm. Lineage: Eukaryota; Viridiplantae; Streptophyta; Magnoliopsida; Myrtales; Myrtaceae. The record is from RefSeq and is a predicted model, not a curated record. Gene Ontology annotation, biological process: regulation of proteolysis; proteasome-mediated ubiquitin-dependent protein catabolic process.